Messenger RNA from Nematocida minor, 1446 nucleotides. RefSeq lists its product as uncharacterized. The record is from RefSeq and is a predicted model, not a curated record. The transcript has a single exon. Lineage: Eukaryota; Fungi; Microsporidia. Bases 1 to 1446 code for a protein of 481 amino acids.
AUGAAGCGUGGAGUAGUACUGAUUAUUUAUCUGUGCAGCCUUAUUUCUGGUGGGAUCUGCAAAACAAAAGGCCCAAACCGAAAGAAGUGUGCAAAAAUAGCGAGCAGAAAAGAAAAAGAGUACGAGAGCGCUCUCCAUCUCAGAAAUGUAUACAGAGAAAAAGCUGAUAUUCUGAUCAGUAAACUGGAAAAUGAAAAUGCAUACGAAACUCACCAUCACCAUCAGCAGCUGAAAAACAACAUCGAGAAACAAAAAGAGAGGGCAAACGAAAGCUUGCAUAGGAUGAAGAAUGCAAUAUACGAUCUCAACAGAAAGCUAUAUGAGGAUGCUAAAAAUGGUACAGAAAAAACAAAAGAAAAAUGUGUGGAGCAUUUGGAUGCUCUAUCCUCUGAGGUGGCUAAGAGUAUAAACGCCCUAAGAAUCAGCUGCAUAAAUAUUAUGGUGCAGAACUUCUACACCCACAGCACAGCUACUAGCAUGCGCAUUGUUUCAAUGGCGAGGCUGGGCUGCACUGCUGCAGAAAAUCUUAUGUACUGUUUUGUAAUGGUCGGUGAAAAAGUUUUAUCUGCUGAUUUAGAAAGGAAACUGCUGAGUUAUUGUGGCGGCUCUGGAACAAAAGAUGCGUACAAGCUAUUUAUCAAGUCACUGUUGGCUGAUGUGAAAUCUACAGAUGUAAAGAAGAUUGUGCCUUUGGAAUAUCUUGAUAGUAACUACCACAUUCUGCUUUUGGACAUAUUUAAUUCUAGGGCUCUCGGAAAAAGAGAGCUAGAAACAAUCAUCAGUGACUUUAUGAAUAUGGCCGCAGGAAUUUCAGUUGACAGACCAACCUUGACUGUUUCUGGGCUAAUUGAUGCCAUUGCCAUGUUCACUGUUCUUGAUCCGUACUUUUACUACUACGACAGUAAAAAGCAUUUUAUGAACGGAAUAGUAAACACAGUUGAGUACAUGCUUAACGCAGAAGAAGAGUCUACUAGAAUAAAAAAUACAGAAGACCUCUCAAACUUGGUGAGAAGUAUGGCAUCAAAAGCCAGAAGAGCCAGAGAUGAAGAGUGCAAACCAUUGAACUUAAACAUAAGUGAGGAUGUUUACAACAGGAUUAUUUCGUAUCUGCACAGCGAAACAAUAACCGAUGUCUAUGCAAAUGAAGAGGUGAAUGUUCUCACUGCUAUGCAUCCUGUGUACGACAUGCUAAAACAGGUGAAUUUCUCCAUUGAUUCAGCAGGACCAGCGGUGAGCAGAAAAGAAAAAAUUAUUCUUACAGUCGACAAAAUAAAAGAUGAAACAGCAAGCACUAUAGACAUGUCUGACAUACAGUGCAUUGAAAAUGCGAAGAACAUCACGGUAAAAUGCUCCAGCAGAAUAAAUAAGAGAAUGGCUGAUAGGUUUAGUAAUCUGGCCCAUAUGAGCAUCACUCCGUCUCCUUUAGUAGAGGUUAUCCGAGAAUAG